Messenger RNA from Nothobranchius furzeri (turquoise killifish), 4186 nucleotides. It is a transcript of the gene sppl3, whose product is annotated as signal peptide peptidase 3. Gene Ontology annotation, biological process: membrane protein proteolysis. Gene Ontology annotation, cellular component: lumenal side of endoplasmic reticulum membrane; Golgi-associated vesicle membrane; cytoplasmic side of endoplasmic reticulum membrane. The record is from RefSeq and is a predicted model, not a curated record. NCBI's taxonomy places the organism in Eukaryota, Metazoa, Chordata, Actinopteri, Cyprinodontiformes, Nothobranchiidae. Gene Ontology annotation, molecular function: aspartic endopeptidase activity, intramembrane cleaving.
CAGUGUUUGCAAGCUGAGCUCCCGGUGCGCGUUCCACUUGCAAAGCUCUACAGCAGGCGCGUGCCCGCGUACUCGCUAUAGAAAACAAAGCUGAACGUCUUCCAUAUCAGCUAGGGGUGCAGACGUGAGGAAUAUCCGAAUUUAUCCUGGAUACAUCAGACAGAAUAUGGAUUUACUGUGGGUGUAGCAUCGUUGCAGACCGAGCCUUCUCGGCCGGGGUGACGACAGGACAUUGGUGAAACCGACGAAAAAUAACAUCUGUGUGAUUUUUUUUCCUCGGGGUGCUUUGUCUUGUCCACCUAACGAUAGCAAACCAUCAUUCUCGUUUCAAUUGCAAGCAAGUCAGCUAGUAACACUAGCUGCCGUCGGGAUGUAUCAUCAUGUUGUCACCUAAAACUAACUGCUAGGACGGCGGAUUGUGAAGGAAGACCAGAAAUCCUCUCCCAGGUCCCAACGGGCUGACACCGGGACCUGAAUCUGUUAGCCAAAGCCGCGGAACCCACUGUUUUCGGCGAUAUGGCGGAGCAAGGCUACUCAUCCUGGGCGUACUCCCUUGUUGACUCAAGCCAGGUGUCGACCUUCCUCAUCUCCAUCCUUCUCAUCGUUUAUGGCAGCUUCAGGUCAUUAAACAUGGAUUGUGAGAACCAGGAGAAGGAUAAAGAUGGUAACCCAUCAACAACAGGGUCUUUUAAUAACGGCAACACAAACAACAGCAUUCAAACCAUAGACUCGACACAGGCCCUGUUUCUGCCAAUAGGAGCUUCUGUGUCUCUGCUAGUCAUGUUCUUCUUCUUUGACUCAGUACAGGUGGUUUUCACCAUCUGCACUGCAGUUCUUGCUACUAUCGCAUUUGCAUUCCUGUUGUUGCCAAUGUGCCAGUAUCUGACCAGACCCUGCUCCCCACAGAACAAGAUUUCAUUCGGUUGCUGCGGACGCUUCACUCUGGCUGAGCUGCUCUCAUUCUCCCUGUCCGUGAUGUUGGUCCUUAUCUGGGUGUUGACCGGUCACUGGCUCCUCAUGGACGCUUUAGCCAUGGGCUUGUGUGUAGCCAUGAUCGCGUUUGUUCGGCUCCCCAGUCUGAAGGUGUCUUGCCUGCUGCUGUCAGGACUGCUCAUUUAUGAUGUGUUCUGGGUGUUCUUCUCAGCAUACAUCUUUAACAGUAAUGUGAUGGUGAAGGUUGCCACCCAACCUGCUGAAAAUCCCAUAGAUGUUCUGUCCAGGAAGCUCCACCUGGGGCAAGCCAUGGGCCGCGACGUCCCCCGUCUCUCCCUACCCGGAAAGCUCGUCUUUCCAAGCUCCACAGGAAGUCACUUCUCGAUGCUGGGAAUAGGAGACAUUGUGAUGCCAGGGCUGCUGUUAUGCUUCGUCCUGCGUUACGAUAACUACAAGAAGCAGGCGACUGGGGAAGUCCCAGGGCCCGGUAACAUGUCCGGACGCAUGCAGCGUGUAUCCUAUUUCCACUGCACUCUUAUCGGAUACUUUGUGGGUCUGCUGACUGCCACAGUGGCCUCUCGAAUUCAUCGUGCUGCUCAACCUGCUCUGCUCUACUUGGUUCCCUUCACCCUACUGCCUCUGCUCACUAUGGCCUACCUGAAGGGGGAUUUGCGGCGCAUGUGGUCGGAGCCGUUCCACGCCAAGACCAGCAGCUCUCGCUUCCUGGAGGUAUGAUGCAACCGGGGGGACGAACAAGCAGCGCGGGGACGACUGCUGAUCUUUCUCUUCGUUAGAAGGAAGGAGAGAGGGCGCACUCACAGCGAGGCCAUGUUGUUAUCAUUUCUUCAUGCUUUCCACAAACCUGUGACCCCCCCCCCCCCCCCCCCCCCCCCAGAAGGACACCAGUGUGUGAUGAUUACCCCCCUCCAACAAGACUCAUCCUCCCCGCUUCUUCCCGCCUUCCUCUUUGCUGUUUCUUUCCUCUACACAGCAGCACUUCCUGCCUGUGCUGUAUUUGUCCUCCCCGUCCCUUCCCUCUUUCCCCCGUACAGUCUCAUUCCCCAACCCCCUCACACGGCCCGUCUCGUUCGUCUGGCCUCUUCUUUCUGUGUUUCCUUACUUUUCUGUAUUUCUGAUGAACUAAAGGACCAGGCCUCCCCGUUUUUGUGGACUUGCGAUCAUGAGACAUGACUGGGGUUUAUAUGUAUUUUUUUAGCGUUGUUGUGGUCAAUUAUGAAUAAUGUUAUUGAAUGAACUCAGAGGAAAGCUGGAGAGCACCGAGCGGUGCCCCGGAGCAGCGGCGCCCUCUAGGAGAGGAGUCAUCCCUCUCCUUCCAUCUCCAACCUUUCAUCCUGCUUCCUUCACCUGUUACAUCAUCCCUCCAUCAUGGCUGCCGGACCCCCCCAACAACACUCCCUGUGCGCCUCACCUUCCACCUCUGAUCAUCUGCUGUCUCCCCCCACACACACCUCUACAGAUAACUUUGUAUUUUAUUUAGAGAAAGUUUUAUUCUUGGCAUAUACAAAAUUGAUGCAUUAAAUAUUGUUAAGCUGCAUCCCCUCCAGCGUCGGAGGGGUCGCUUUUAUUUGUAUAUAUGUGUACACACGUAUUUGCGGUAUCUUGAGUUUGUGUUUGUGUUUUUGGACGCGUGUUGGAUCGGGUGGGAAACUGACAUCAGCCAGCAGCCGGGAUUUUGGUAAAUUUAGGCUGCCGGGCGUGUUGAAGGGGAUCCAUCAUUUAGAGCUUGUGCAAUAGAAACACAGCAAAGGUUUUUAUAUUUUAAUUCUCUCUGGAAAAACAAAUCGAUGUUGGAUGCUGGUAGAUGAUAGUUUCUUGCUCUGUGUGUGUGUGUGUGUGUGUGUGUGUGUGUGUGUGUGUGUGUGUGUGUGUGUGUGUGUGUGUGUGAGAAUGAGCAGAACACAGCAGUUUUACUUGGUUUUAAUUUGCUAUCUUGUUUAAAACGGUGACAAUAGUCAGGUUUGCAUUGAGCUGUGUCAGAUCAAAGGCUGUAAAACUCACCAGUUUUUUUUGUUUUGUUUUUUUGUAUAAUGAAAACUUCAGAAAUUCCACAAAGGUCAUUUCUCCUCUAAGUUUUUUUCUGCAGGCAGCAGAAAUGUAAACAGUGUUUUUCCUUUUCUUCCAAAUAAAUGAAUGUUAAAUAAGUUUUCCUGACUGCUAUUUUACUUGGAAGCUCCCGCCAUGCAACGCGUUGUUUUAAAUCUGUAGAAACAAAAAAGGCGACUUAUUUUAGAUUUGGUGGCGAGCCAAGAUCAGGAAAUGUACAUGGGCGUCUCGUGUUCAACCUCAGUCGAUGAAGACCUGACUAUUGUGAGAGUUUGAACCCAGAUUAAUGAGAGCGAGUUGGGUUGUGGGAUUAUUCCGGUUUGUUUAGGUGGGUCUGCUUGGGGAAGAUCGGUCAUUACCUUUUUACAGAUCAAACUUUAAAGUGGAGAAAAAAGAUAACCUGCAAUGAUGUAACAGUCACUAUUUCCUAACUGUUUUUGUUUCCGCCACACAUUUUGUGAUGCUUGUGGAUAAUACGUCAUGUAAACUGGAAGCAGUGGGAGUGAUCGUGCAGCAGGGAGAGAAUGGAACUAUUUGCUAGGUGUUUUGUUUUUGUUUGUUUUGUUUUUUAUAACUUUUCAGCCGUGCAUGAUAAGUGUACAGGUGUACAAUGUAUUAUUUUCCGAGAUUGCAUUAACAGGGCUGCUCUGCCGGCCCACACCGAAGCACUGGACCUAUCGGACUAAAGGCUGCAGCUUCUGGUCAGCUCUGGGCCUGUUGACAAAGACUGAGUUCAGUGCAGUCGUGGAACCCCUCUCACCACUUCAUGGACAUGGCAAGAAAAUAUAUAGAUUUAUAUGCAUAUAUCUGUGUGUGUGUGUGUAUAUACAUAUAUAAAUAACAGAUGACGAUCAUGUUGAUAAAAGUUUUUAUAGAAAGUUGUUUUUUUAGCCCCUUGUUUGAUUUUGUUUUUCUUUAGAUUUUUAUUGUAUUUAUUUUUUAUGUUAUUUUUUUUUGUUUUUCUGUCCCUUUCAGCAAAGUACCUGAACAGUUUUUGCAUUGAUAUUAUGAAUGGAUUCUGUAUAGAAGAGAAGUGAAUAAAAUAAAUUAAGAACCGUGUUAGUGAAACAUGAAUCCUGAAGCAGUUGUUCUCAAACACCUUGUCUCCUUUUUAAAACCCUCUUCCUCUCCCGCUUCUUUCCCUCCUCAUUCAGGAUUCUGUUGUAAAUAAACAUGACACUAACUGUAA